UUUGCUUGACUUCACGACUCCGUUUCCAGCUCGAACAGCUGCAAGCGGCGAAUGUCGCUCACACAGUUUAAUUGGCACUAUGUGGUCCUGUAUGCUGGUUACUCCACAUUUAUUUUGAAACCUGAACAACGGGUAUCGAAACUUUCAGUUUCUUUCAUGAAUCCAGUGACUGGUAAACUUAACUGCUUUCAUUUUAAGACAAACAAGGUGAGGAGAGAAAGUAGCGUAAGCAAUUUAAUUAAGAGAUUUUCAGAGCUCUGUAGAUAUGUGCACCUUGAACAAUAGCUUGCUUAGAGCCUUAAUAUCUGCAGCAGCUCUUCUUACAUCUGAAGGGCUCUUGGUUCAAGGACCUGCUCAGCCUCUGGUUGCACAGCUGGGAGGAUCCAUCAUACUGCCCUGCUCUGUGGAAACCCCAUUACCUCUGGAGGGGCUGGAGGUCCAAUGGAAGAGGACAGAUGAAGAGACAUUAGUGCACUUGUUUCAGAAUGGAGAGCACAGACCUGAGGCUCAGCAUCAGUCUUAUUGGGACAGAGCACAUUUUUUUCCCGAGCAGAUCUUUGAAGGAAACUUCUCAAUCCUGUUGGAAAAUAUAACAGUUGCAGACACUGGUAUCUACAGAUGUGUAGUUUACUCUUACCAGGAUGUUGGAGAGAUCUCUGUUACAAUUCAGCAUGUGGAGCGUGUAGUUGUAAAAGGAGAAGAUCAAACUGUAUUUGCACGUGUUGGUGAGGAUGUUGUUUUAAACUGCAUGGUGGACUCGCAUAUCCCUCCUCAACGCUUUGAUGAGGUCUCGUGGAAGAAGGUGGUCAAAAGGCCAGACAUCGUCCCUGUGUUGCUUUUCCAAAAUGGGACCAUAUUUCCAGGAUCGUCUCACGAGCGUUACAGAGACAGAGCAGAGUUCUUCAGAGAAGAAAUUCCCAAAGGCAACUUCUCAAUGAGACUGAAAAAUGUCCAGACUGCUGACAAGGGAGAGUACAUGUGUGAAGUUCACACAGAGAAUUCAGUGAAAUCUGCAACUGUGGAAAUUGGGCGGUUAGGGAUGUCUGCUCUGCACAUUAUCACACUGAUGCUUUGCUUUACUUCCCUGCUACUGACUCUUGUAUUAAGUGUUCCAGUCACAAUCUGUAUAAGCAGAAAAGAUACUGGUACAAAGCCAAUGUACAUAAAUUAUUUGCAGGUUGUCUGUCCCAACAUCUGUUUGUGUAUUGCAUUUGUUCUGUGGGGAGUUAUUGAAGGGUCUGUAGUUGAGGUAACAAUGUGUGCAACAAUUAACCUGACGAGGAUUAUUUUAUUGUUUUAUAUGGCCCCAUAUUUUAACUGGGAAGCUACUGUUUCUGUUGAUUUUCCAGAUUUCAUCCACAGAACAAUUGAAUAUGUUGCCAUUCCCAUUGCAUAUCUUCUGAUUUCCACAGCGUUUUGCUCAGCUGUUCUGUAUGAUCUUUGGAAUGCAUCUCAGUGGUCUGAAGCUGUUCUUGUCAGUGUUGGGAUUCUUAUCCUGUCAUCCACACCAGUUUUUCUUCAAGCUUUAAGUCAAGUUUGCUUCACAAACUUCUUUCAGGAACAUUGUUCCCUUCAAUUUGUGAUGAAGUCAUUAGGACAUGUUCUCAUGCAGUCAAGCAACUUUCUUCAAAUGCGUCUUCUCUUCUUUAGAUCAUCAAGUGUUGAUGAAUCCAUGAUUACAAUGACAUAUGCCUUUGGGGGAAUUUCUGCUGCCAUAUCAUUGAUAGUUCUUCCAAUUCCAGCAAUUCGACAGUACCUUUGUUCAAAACUUGGCAGAAAUCAACUUCAAGUACUUAUUUGGAGAUGUUAUUUAGUUUGGGUAAACGUCAUGGUUGUUACGCUCAUUGGGCAUACUGCUUUUAUUUUAUAUUAUCUCAGCAAGAUUCUGGAGCAUACUAAUGAGCGGUUUGGAUGGAUCUUUGUCACAAUGUUGCUUCAUGCCUUGACAGCAAUUGCACCCACACGAUUCCCCAGAGCAGUUCCUGAUGUAGUUUUCACUACUUUGUACAUGUAUGGGGUGGCAGGUCUACCAGUGGUCAACUCUGUUUCUCUUGCUACAGAAUUAAUACUGCAAGUUUACAAGGGGGAGAGAACAGUGGAAGAUCUGCGUGCAAUAGUGCUGGUGUUUGAAAGUGUUAUGUCUGGUGUGUGGCUUGCUUUACAGAUCCAUGCAUACUGGGCAGUUGCCGGGAGAGAUGUACAAGUGGAGCUGUAUGCUCUGAGGGAUUUCACAGCACAGUGCACACCACAGCAAGGAGACACUGGUGAAUCACAUGGUUCAGAGAAUCGCCUUUCUGAGACCCAAAGAUGUCAGCCAGAGGCAACCCCAUUCCUGGAAACGCUCUAGAGGUUUAAAUCUUUAAAACAAUAACUGAACACCAUAAAUGACUAAAGCUAAUGCUACCUAUUCAUGCUAACUUUUUUUAAUUCAACUGAUUUGUACUUAAUUUGUUGUAAUUUUCAGUGAUAGUGAACACUGCUUAUUUUUGUUUUCUCUGUUUCCACCUUCAAAUGGUUACAUUUAUUGUUAUUGUUUAUGCCUAUAGUAAUAAUCUGACUGCAUAGAUUUCUUUAAAAUAUGUUUGACACACAGAUUAACAUAGCCAUUUGAAAUUGGUCUGAAAACAUGCAAAGUGUCUCUAUUAUAAAAAUGUUUCAAUUCGCCCUACCUCCUGAUAUGCUGCUCCAGCUAAAAAAGAAACGCAAAACCAAUCGGCAGCAUCAUGACACUGCUGAGAUGUUGAUUGGCUGGGGAUCUGUGUGUGUGGAGAGAGUGUGUAUGUGUGUCCUGUAUAAAGCACAGCGCUCUGCAGCAUUUCUGAACUGGUGCAGUGCCGGUUCAUCUCCACUAAUGGUGUGCAGAACAAGGGGGACUUAAAGAGAAAAAACUUCUCCAACCAACAAAACAUUAA
Messenger RNA from Labeo rohita (rohu), 2912 nucleotides. RefSeq lists its product as uncharacterized. Gene Ontology annotation, cellular component: external side of plasma membrane. The coding region runs from base 266 to 2347 and encodes 693 amino acids. Gene Ontology annotation, biological process: immune response; T cell costimulation; cellular response to lipopolysaccharide. NCBI's taxonomy places the organism in Eukaryota, Metazoa, Chordata, Actinopteri, Cypriniformes, Cyprinidae. The record is from RefSeq and is a predicted model, not a curated record. The transcript has 18 exons.